Rana temporaria (common frog) is the source of this 1461-nucleotide messenger RNA. It is a transcript of the gene NKAIN3, whose product is annotated as sodium/potassium transporting ATPase interacting 3. Gene Ontology annotation, biological process: regulation of sodium ion transport. The transcript has 6 exons. NCBI's taxonomy places the organism in Eukaryota, Metazoa, Chordata, Amphibia, Anura, Ranidae. Bases 337 to 882 code for a protein of 181 amino acids. The record is from RefSeq and is a predicted model, not a curated record.
GCUUCUAGAAUUGAAAAGUCAAAGGCAAAAGAGAAGAAAGGAAGGAGAGGUCUGAGCUGUGGAUUUGUGGGCUCGAUCUUGGUCCGUGUUUGGGAUUUUGGGUCGGGAUUUCGGGAUCAGUGAUCUGGGAUUUGGGGAGCAGCAGGCGGCAGGAUCGGGGUGUCUCUCUGGCUGCAGUGUCGGGACAUUCUACAUUGGGAUCUAUAGUAUCUCCGGGGCAAGGUGCUGAAUCUGACAGCAGCCCUAAGAAAGUGCAGCUACGCCUAAGGAGCUGUCCAGCUGCACUCCGUCUGCCAGCCUGUGCCCGACACUCCGGGGGUACAGUGAUCACACACCAUGGGCUGCUGUACUGGGCGCUGCACAUUGAUCUUUAUCUGCACUUUACAGAUGUUGGCAGCAUUGGAAAGACAGAUAUUUGACUUUCUUGGAUACCAAUGGGCACCAAUCCUCGGAAAUUUUCUUCACAUAAUCGUUGUAAUAUUAGGAUUAUUUGGUACCAUACAGUACAGACCGCGAUACAUAGUAGUGUAUACAGUGUGGACGGCUUUUUGGGUAGCAUGGAAUGUAUUCAUCAUAUGUUUCUACCUGGAAGUAGGAGGACUUUCUAAAGAGACGGAUCUUAUGACAUUUAAUAUCUCCAUCCAUCGUUCAUGGUGGAGAGAACAUGGGCCUGGUUGCAUAAGAAGGGUAGUGCCUCCCCCAGCCAACAGAGACCUUGGAGACCACUCGUUUAUCUCGGUGACAGGAUGCAUCAUUGAAUUUCAGUUCAUAGAGGUCAUCCACAGUGCUUUUCAAAUACUUCUUUCUCUCAUCGGUUUUGUGUACGCUUGUUAUGUGAUCAGUGUUUUCACAGAUGAAGAGGACAGCUGUCGGCAUAAAUAAAGCUUCAGAUAACCAUCCAAUCCGGUUCUGCAAUAUUUUAAAGAAACGACCAGAGAAGAGAAGGCAACGUGGAUGAAUUGUUACCAGUUUUUCAUAGUCUGUGGGAACAUUUUAUGCAGGAGACUGACUUUGAAUAUGACAACUCUUACUGUCUUUAAUAAGUGAAUUCUGUUUGAAGUAUCAUUUCAGUUCAACGGACAGUGGGAAACACUUGUACAUUUUCUUUCUAUUGUUCUUUUUUAACAUGUAGCAUGAAACAAGUGGAAAUGUGUUUUUGGUAUGGACGGCGGAUGUUUUUUCCUCUACAGACAUACAAAUACAAUGUGAAACAAGAGUGUAUUCAAUUUAAAAUUAUUUCUGAUUUUGACAUGAAGGAAGAUGUAUGCUUCCAGAAUGUAAAACCAUAAAAAAAAUAAAUCUAGUGUACUGUACAAAGCUGCGCAUAGUAUACAUCCAGUUAUCUGUGUGCGGAGUCAAGUGGUGAGUUUUAUUUUUUACACAGGUAUACAUGUUGGCUUUUAAUAAUUUAUCACCUGUGAAAUAUACAUAUCUGUAGAUAAUAAAAUGAUUUCAAAUUCA